Glarea lozoyensis ATCC 20868 is the source of this 1260-nucleotide messenger RNA. RefSeq lists its product as uncharacterized. The record is from RefSeq and is a predicted model, not a curated record. NCBI's taxonomy places the organism in Eukaryota, Fungi, Ascomycota, Leotiomycetes, Helotiales, Helotiaceae. Bases 1 to 1260 code for a protein of 419 amino acids. The transcript has a single exon.
AUGACUGAUACUUUCAAGAAUAUUGCCUCCACCGGUGUCUGUUCGGUCUCACCAGCCCAGCAGCACCAAACCAAAACCUUGGGAAAUACCAAGUCAACUGAAAACACCGUCGUGGUUCCAGCGAUGGCGUUCGAAGUUGGAAGAGUUGGAUUGCGCAAGCAGCUCAGCUUCUUCAAUGUGGGAAUCCGGGGGGUUGCAAAGAGGGUUCGAGAGUGCUUCCUUCGGCGAUCAGAGAAAUCUGUAGUCGAAAAGGCGUCCUUGAAAGAUGAAGUCGUUCAAACUGAGCCGUCUACUCAGUCUGUCGAGGAAUUCGAAGAAGAUGAGCAGGUGUGCCUUGCAGAGUUCGGAAUGGCAGCCGACCUCGCACGAUGGAAAUGGUCUGUUCCUGUCGUCGAGGUGGAAAUCGAAGAACCAGUGGCAACACUCGGUUCCAGCUCAAACAUAACAUCAUCGAUCGCCCAUGGGGUCGAAGAGAGUUUAGUUGAAGCAGCUCAAUGCAUGGACACUGGAAUUACUUCCAAAGUCGCUGAUGAGAUCGAGGAGCGUUUGGCUGCAUUAACAUCUUCAAUCGCCUUUGGCGUUGAAGAGAGUUCAGCGGCUAUAACAUCCGAGAUCCAAGGCACUGAGGAGGUUUUCAAAGUGGCACCGCUUGUCUUCUCAAAGAGAGCGUCCGCAACAGCUGCCCCUGGGGCUGAAGUGGUCGCUCCUCUUGGCUUGAGGAAAAAAGCAAUCUCCUCAGCUGCCCAUGGGGCUGAGGAAUGUUUGGUGAUUGCUCCUCUCUCUUUGGGCUUGGGCAAAAAGAAGAAAAAGCCUCUUCGGAGUGCUCUGAGGGGAACAACGGCUACAAACAGAGUCGUCUCCAAAACUGUUCGUUUUGAAGAUGACUCGAGGCCAUUGGCUUGGGGGGCUUGGCAGUAUCAUGCUGUCUUUCCUUUCCUUGCUGAUGAACCUCCAAAUUGCCGUGUGGGAUUGUCAGAGGUGGACCUGAAGCACCCGUCGCUUUGCAGUGGCGUGGUUGACGGAGGGCGAGCCUGGUACGAAGGCGAGUGGCGACCAUUUCCCGGGAAACCAGGUUAUGAAGCCCGCCGAACUCCGCCUGAGAUUAACGACGAGGGAACUCGUGCUGUGAUCAAAGUGCAGAGUGACGCAGCUCGCGAGGCCAACCGACCCAAAGGUCCUCGAGCUGAAUACUCGGAGACUGAUGACGAGGAUGACCUGGAGAGUGAAGUUGGGCUCUCUGAGUCCGAUGACACUCUCUGA